This is a messenger RNA of Lolium perenne, 674 nucleotides long. RefSeq lists its product as uncharacterized. The record is from RefSeq and is a predicted model, not a curated record. NCBI's taxonomy places the organism in Eukaryota, Viridiplantae, Streptophyta, Magnoliopsida, Poales, Poaceae.
AAGUAUGGACCGGCCCUGUCGACCCUCUUCUUGCUCCGUGUUCCAGGGGAAUGGUGAGGCUAGGCGCCCUAGGCGUCCACCACGCCACGGCGGUCGAUGACUUGGUCGGUAGUCCGGCCGCGCUAGUGCUCCUCGCGCUCGUCGCGACGGUGGCGGUGGCGGCCGUGGCCGCCUUCGGCUGCGCCAAGGGAGCCAAGAAGCCGCGCCGGCAGGACAACAACGGCGUUUAUUACUACGGCAAGGGCCAUCCGCCGCCUCCUCCCGCCGGCGCGUACGGCUACAUGCCGCAGCAGCAGAAGCAGGGGCGCAGCGACCUCGGCGCUGGCGCGGGGCUCGCUCUCGGCGGCGCGGCAGGUCUGGCCACCGGAGUGAUCGUCGGCGAGGCGCUGAGUGGCGGCGGGUGCGGCGGGGGCGACGGUGAUGGAGGCGGGUGCGGCGGCGGGUGCGGCGGUGGCUGCGGCGGUUGUGGCGAUUGACGUGGUCGACCAAUCCAUCCUGUUGAUUGGCUUGGGUUUGUGUGACGCAGGGCAGGGGUAACCGGGUUAAUUAUGCAGUUGAAGUUUCAGAACUGUGCAUAGAUUAUACCUCUUUAGCAGUUUAGUUUGAUAUACCCGUACUGUACAUGUUAAUCUGUAUAAAUCUGCACUUGUUACGUGAUUAUAUUGUUAAGUCAG